Alternaria rosae is the source of this 640-nucleotide messenger RNA. RefSeq lists its product as uncharacterized. The coding region runs from base 133 to 336 and encodes 67 amino acids. The transcript has a single exon. The record is from RefSeq and is a predicted model, not a curated record. Lineage: Eukaryota; Fungi; Ascomycota; Dothideomycetes; Pleosporales; Pleosporaceae.
GAGAAGAAGCCCGAGAGAAUCUACUGCGUCGAUAAGCGUGCCCACAAGGUGUUCAAGACCCUGUUCCAUGUCUCUCUUGCAGAUCUUGGAGAGAUACCAAAGGCAAUCAAUUGGGACGACUUCAAACGCGCCAUGAUUCGGGCUGGCUUCUCUGCCGAAAAGCUCCAGGGCUCAGCCUGGCAGUUUACUCCUUGCGGUUCUUUGGAUGUCGUUCGUGGCAUCCAGUUUCAUGAGCCACAUCCCGAUAGCAGCAUUCCCUACAUCAUGGCUCGGCGUUUUGGCAGGAGGCUUCAGAGGGUAUACGGCUGGCACGGUGGUGUGUUCAAGUUAGCUUGAGUGGGAAAAAAGAAGCUGGGAACGGAGAAGUUGGCCGAUGUUGGGAUGCAGAUCGUGCGACACAUCUACACACGCGUACAGAGGUACUUUGCUUAUCGUUGCGAUGGUUAUUCUUUUCUUUCAAUUUGGUUUGUCCGUUCCAGAGAAGUUCUGGUUCUACAUGCAUGGCUACGUUUCUCAACGUUCGAGUCUCAGACUCAUACGCCGCAAAGAAUGCGCACAGGUUAUCCAAAGUUUAUCAUCACAUUUACGUCGAGGUUCAGCAUUGGACCGCCAAAACGUAGCAAAUCCAAAGUUUCAUUAU